GUUGUAUUCCCCCAUUUCGUUUUUUGUUGAGGCACAACGACCGACCUUUCCGUCUUCUGUUUUCUGUGUUCUGUGUUCUAUGUUUUGUGUGACUAAGAUGCGCCCCUAAUGAAUGUCCAUUUCAAGCACUAUAAUUGAGGGAAGCAUCUGAAUCUUUUUAGAUUUGUUGCCCCGAAGAUUCCCCCAAAAGCACCCGACGGGUUGGGCUGUCCAAGGUGUGGCAUAUAUGUCUAUGCUGCCGAACAAAUGCUGGCAAGAGGAAAGGGUUACCAUCGAAGGUGCUUCAAGUGCGUUCAGUGCAACAAGACUCUAGACUCGACUCUUCACUGUGAUGGUCCCGACAAGGACAUUUACUGUAGAGGAUGCUAUGCUCAGAAGUUUGGUGCUAGGGGUUAUGGGCACAUUGGCAUUUCGUCCUUGGGUCUGAUGUCCGAUAUCAGAGAUUGCGAAUGGCAAAGCGAUAUGGCACCCAAAGCCUCGGCCAUAAAUGUGGAGCAAAUUCAGGCGCCCAUUGGCGAAGGAUGUCCGCGAUGUGGUGGCGUUGUUUUUGCCGCCGAACAGGUCCUUUCGAAGGGUAGACCCUGGCACAGGAAGUGCUACAAGUGUCGCGACUGCACCAAAACACUGGACUCCAUCAUCGCGUGCGAUGGCCCGGACAACGAGGUGUACUGCAAAACUUGCUACGGCAAAAAGUGGGGACCCCAUGGUUACGGAUUCGCCUGUGGAUCCAGCUUCCUGCAAACCGAUGGCAUUACUGAGGAGAACUUAGAAUCCAUGCGACCAUUUGUGGCCCCGGAUACCACUUCGAUCAUGGCUCCGGACGGAGAGGGAUGUCCGCGAUGUGGCGGUGCAGUUUUUGCCGCCGAGCUGCAGUUGUCCAAGGGGAAAAUGUGGCAUCGAAAGUGCUUCAACUGCGCCAGGUGCCAUCGCCCACUGGACUCCGUGCUGGCCUGCGAUGGUCCGGAUGACAACAUCUACUGCAAACUCUGCUACGCCAAGAUGUACGGUCCCAAGGGAUUCGGAUACGGACACACUCCCACUCUGGUGUCCACCAACUACGAAUACACGCCAAGUUGUUGGGGAACCAUUGAUCGCAACGGACAAAAAUCGGAGAACGGAUGUCCGCGGUGCGGAUUCAUGGUCUUUGCGGCGGAGCAAAUGAAGAGCAAGAACAAUGUAUGGCACAAGUUGUGCUUCUACUGCUCGGAGUGCCGGAAGUAUCUGGACUCGACCAACUUGAACGACGGACCCGAUGGCAAUAUAUACUGCCGAUCGUGCUACGGCAAGUUCUACGGACCAAAGGGUGUUGGCUAUGGCAUCGGAGCUGGCACAUUGACAAUGGCUUAAAAAUUUCGACCAAAAAAGCGCCUUCAAGCACUGACCUCAAUAUGCUUUCAGCUCCAAAAAUUCAUAUAUGGGGGGCUACUAGUGCUUGAACGCCCAUAUUUUUGAGGCUGACACAAGAGUAUGUAUUGUAGUAUUGUAAUUCCACAAAAGAACAACAAACAAAAAUUGUAUUUAGCUCCAAACACAACGACAUUUAAUUGAGAAAGUAUAAAAGGCGAAUGAGUUAGUGGUUAAUGGAUUAGUGGAUUAGUUUAAGAGUUGUAUAUGCAUCGAAAAUAAGUAUCGAAAAAAGGCAUUCUGAGCUUCGAGUGAAACUUCAUGGUGUGUAACUAGCGAAAACGAAAUCAUCUCCCAAAUGUGUUUCUAUGUAUGGCAGUCGUAACAACAAACCGAUAUAUCCUAUGUACAUGUUUCGAACGACCAAUAAACGAUCAAAUGGUAAACUCUG
Molecule: messenger RNA, 1795 nt
Organism: Drosophila elegans
Lineage: Eukaryota; Metazoa; Arthropoda; Insecta; Diptera; Drosophilidae
Gene: Mlp60A
Product: muscle LIM protein Mlp84B
Exons: 6
Coding region: 247-1347 (366 amino acids)
Biological process (GO): muscle tissue development; sarcomere organization
Cellular component (GO): Z disc; cytoplasm; nucleus
Molecular function (GO): actinin binding; structural constituent of muscle
Source: RefSeq, a predicted model, not a curated record